Molecule: messenger RNA, 864 nt
Organism: Cladocopium goreaui
Lineage: Eukaryota; Dinophyceae; Suessiales; Symbiodiniaceae
Source: the annotation of a GenBank genome assembly
UGUGUGGUUUAGCUUACCUCGUCCAUGGCCGAACGGCUUGUGAGCUUAAUACGAUGUUGCUUUUGAGGUGAUGAUGUAUUCACAGAGGAGCAGAUGUCACAGCGAUUUUGUGGAGACUCUGGGUAUGCUGCAACCCAUCGCGGACUUGUUUUUGAACGUCCUUGUGUACCUAAGAGCCACUUCGUUAAGCAAGCUGUUGUAUUCUUCGCACGAGGCCGAACUGUGGGUUCGCAUGUAUUUGCCCGUGCUGCUGGACAAGCGUGGUUGGGGAGGAGACUCAGAUCUCUGCGCUGACCCUUUGUCAACCCUCCAUUUGUCAGAGAUGUGGGAUGUUCUGGCAAAUGUUUGCUCUCCCAUAGGUGUCAACUACAUGCUCCUUAGACACACCCUUUACGGAACCAUGUUGGAACUCCAGCUCUCGCCGGGUCCAACGUUGGCUCAUUUCAACUUCCGGGCAUCCGAUGAGGCAGCACCAAUGUGGUGCCGUGGCAGUUUUGCGGUUAGAGGAGCCUUGCAAUGCAGAAAGUGGACAGAUGAACUCCGUCAGCGGCCACGUCGCACACCCAUUACGCAGGACUCCAUCGCCCAGCAAAGCUCCUAUCGUGUUGAGCACUGUGGUGAUAGGUUUGUUCUUCGUCCAGCCUCCAAGUUAUGGACAGAGGCCCGACCACAGCUUCAGCUCACCAAGCGAGGCUUUAUUGCCAUAGCAGCUGAAGGCGGUGGAAUCAUAGUCGAGGAUGGCCAACCAGCACGGCGUGUUGAGGCUGAUGCACCAGAAGCACCGUGUUGAGGCCACCUCGACAGAAUCUGCGACUCGUUCCCUUAGUAGUGAUUGAAACGCCCGGUUUUGUGCACAUGUUCGUA